AUGUCCAACAGCAAUGACAGCUGCAACCUCCCCCUGAACACCGACACACUUGGUCUCACCUACAUCUACAGCCUGGCCUUCUCACUCGGUCUCCCUUGCAACCUGCUGUCCCUCUGGGGACUGUACCAACUGGGCCGGUCCGGCGGGGGUGGCUGUCAGCUGGUCUACAUCCUCAACCUGCUGCUCUCGGACCUCCUCCAGCUCCUCACCCUCCCUCUCUGGAUCCUCUAUCUCCAGGGGGCGCACCGCUGGCCCUACGGCCGCCCCGCCUGCGAGUUCGUGGGCUAUGUCUUCUACGUCAACGUCUACGCUAGCGUGGUGUUCCUCUGUAUCAUCGCACUGGACCGUUGCCUGGCGAUAGUACACCCGUUGAGUAGUCGUGGCGUUCGGACCGUGCGGGUGGCAGCGGUAUUGGGGGUGGCGGUCUGGACACUGACCUUUCUGUUCUGUUUGGGCGGGCUUCUUCCGUCAGUGUUUGAUGCGGAGAGGCUGUUGUGUCUGGAGCAGUACCCUGUCAGCCUCAGAUAUGCUCACUUUAAGAUUGCUACGGUUGUCAUGGGGUUCCUGCUGCCCUGUGGUAUACUGGGCUACACUUCCGCCCGCAUAGGCGUGACUCUCCAUCACUCGCCAUCCGUCUCCGACCAGGGCCGUCACAAAAUCACAGGCAUCCUCAUUGUCAUCACUGUCAUCUUCAUCGUCGUCUUCGGACCCUACCACCUCGUCGGGGGGUACCGUUUCGUCUCCUUGCUCCUCACAGAUGACCCCUGUGAGUUGGAGCGGUCCAUUUUCCUGUGUUACCGGCUGUGCUAUGGCCUGACGAGCCUCAACACCCUGCUGGACCCUCUGUUCUACAUCUUCCUGUGUCAUGACGCCCGUCUGGAGCUCCGCAGGUCACUGACGCCCUGUCUGGGACAGGGGCACACAGCCCCCAAACAGGUCAGACUCAGUCUCAGAGGGAAUCCUGAUCAGAGUGACAGUGUGUAG
Molecule: messenger RNA, 984 nt
Organism: Oncorhynchus tshawytscha (Chinook salmon)
Lineage: Eukaryota; Metazoa; Chordata; Actinopteri; Salmoniformes; Salmonidae
Product: probable G-protein coupled receptor 132
Exons: 2
Coding region: 1-984 (327 amino acids)
Biological process (GO): G protein-coupled receptor signaling pathway
Cellular component (GO): membrane
Molecular function (GO): G protein-coupled receptor activity
Source: RefSeq, a predicted model, not a curated record